AGGCAUAUGUUAAGAUGCUUUCAAAUCAAAAGUAUACCAGCUCAUGGUUGAGGCUAUCAUAGUUCAGUUCUCUCAAAUUCACUGGAGCCCUGUCCAUAGCAGUGCUUUCAGAAUUUGAUAUCUAGGUGCGAUCCUUGACUACACUUAAUGGGAAUGUUAAUGAUCAGUUUCAUUGGGAUUACAAUGCUAAUGUAAGAUGACAGCUCAUUUGUUUUCUUAAAGUGGUCUGGCUGAGCCAAUCAGGUUGCAGAUAAUCUUAUUAUACCAGUCAGCCCUCGGAUUACUUUUGAUGAGCUUUUGGAGCUAUCAUGUGUCAUACUUUCCUGCAGGCCAGAGACCGCUUGUGUUUCAGCUGGAUAAGGUCAGAUCUUAAUUUAACUACCAACUGUGUACUUAAUUUUAGAAACGCCACAUGACCUAGCCAUUUGCAAGGCCUAUACUUGCAUGUUUGAAAUUCAGGGCCCAAUGAAACAAUGGCAAGAUUUUGAAAAGCUCAUAAACCCAUGCCAAGAAGAUGGAAGGAAAUGAGGGCACUGAUGAAGAUCAUCUCACUGGCUAUGCUGUUCAGUUUAGCAUCCAGGAGUCCCUUGAAAGUGCAAGGAGCCAGCAAACUUCUUCCCCUGAUCAUGAAGCAAGGUUUCUACCAGUCAGUGAUCAAAACAGAAAGCUUGUAGCUGCUAUAAGAGAAGGUCGAGUAUCUGAGCUUCAAGACUAUGUGAAAUGCAAAUAUGCUUUGGAUGAGGCUGAUGACAGAGGUUGGUUUCCUUUACAUGAAGCUGCUGCUCAGCCAAUUCAGCAGAUACUUGAAGUAAUCUUGGAUGCGUCUUAUAAAGCAAUGUGGGAAUAUAAAACAUGCGAUGGAGAGACACCGUUGACGUUGGCAGCCAAAUCUCGCCAUGCAGGGAAUGUCAGGACACUGUUGGAAAAGGGGGUCUGGCCCAAUACCACUAACCGGAAAGGAGAGACUCCUCUUCUGAUUGCGACAAAACAGGGCUCGUAUGAAAUGGCUUCCAUUCUGAUUGAAUUCAAUUGUACCGUCAAUCAGCCAUGUGUAAAACGUUGGUCGGCAAUGCACGAAGCGGCGAAACAGGGUCGCAAUGACAUCAUUGCUCUGCUGCUGAAGAAUGGUGGCAACGUGCACCUAAAAGAUGGAUUUGGAGUAACUCCUUUAGGUGUAGCUGCUGAAUACGGCCACUGUGAUGUGCUGGAGCAUCUCAUUCAUAAAGGUGGCGAUGUUUAUGCUACAGCUGAUGAUGGCUCAUCGAUAUUGUUUGAAGCAGCUGGAGGUGGCAAUCCAGACUGCAUAACUUUGCUGUUGGAAUAUGGGGGUGACGGUAAUUUGCCUAAUAAGGCAGGGCAGCUCCCUAUACACAGAGCAGCGUACGAGGGGCAUUAUUUGGCCCUGAAAUUCCUAAUUCCCGUGACAUCCCAAACUGCAAUCCGGAAAAGCGGGCAGAGUCCCAUGCACUCGGCGGCAGAUGGCCAAAAUCCACAGUGCCUGGAACUCCUCCUUGAAAAUGGUUUUGAUGUCAACGCCACCCUGGCAGAGCACAUUUCUAAAAGUUACGACGACGAAAGGAAAACGGCCCUUUACUUUGCCGUUUCCAACAACGACAUUCUGUCCACCGAAGUAUUACUGCAAGCUGGCGCAGACCCAAAUAAAGACCCUCUCAACUGCCUCCUCGUGGCCGUGAGAGCUGGCAACCAUGAAAUCGUCAGGUUGCUUCUUUCUUACGGAGCAAACGUCAACUGCUACUUUAACCUUGUGAAUGACACCCAUUUCCCCAGCGCUAUUCAGUACGCCUUGAAUGACGAGGUGAUGCUAAGGCUGCUGCUGAAUCACGGAUACCUUGUGGAUCUGUGUUUUGACUGCAUGCAUGGGGACAUCUUUGGAAAUUCUUUCAUAUGGUCAACUCCGGAGGAAGAGGUGUUACCAGGAUGGACAUCUUGUGUCAUUAAAGAUAAUCCAUUCUGUGACUUUAUCACCGUUCCUUGGAUGAAACAUUUAGUAGGACCCAUCAUUCGUAUUUUGAUAGAUUACAUGGAUUAUGUUCCCCUUUGCACAAAACUUAAGUUUGUCCUGGAGUCCCAGAAAGAAUGGGCAGAGAUCCAGCAGAUAUUAGAGAAUCCUCGCCCGCUAAAGCAUUUGUGCCGCCUGAAAAUACGUAAAUGUAUGGGAUUGGAGGGGACACAGAAGCCGCAGUCCAUGAACAGGCUUCCCGUUCCGCCAGUUCUUAAAGCCUAUAUCCUCUACAAAGAGUAUGAUCUUUAUGGGAGGGACCUAAAUUUGCUGUGAUUUGCAGAAUCCAGACAUUAACACAUUUACUUGGAAGUUAAAUUUGGUGUAACCAUAAGGGUGCCAGAACGGUGAACUAUGGCUUUGGAUCCAGAAGAGACCUUCUGCUUUCUUGCAUGUUGUGUGAGGCAAGUGAAACUAAAUUCAAAUACGUUCUUCAAAAACAUGAGAGCUGCUGUCACGUGUUAAUCCCUAUAGCAGUGUGUGAACUCUUACACAAACUCCACAAACUUAGUUUCACUCGUGGUUCCUUGGCACCAACAUUCCUUCCCUCCCACCCCCCACCCCCCAGUAUUUCUACGAAGCCAUGUAAAUUUGUGCUCUUCCCGUGAUACAAAUAACUGCCUCUCUCAAUACAUAUUGCAGUUAAAUUCUGCAUAUUUUCACAUAUCCAUCCUACAACGCAGUUAUAUUUUC
This is a messenger RNA of Podarcis muralis (Common wall lizard), 2713 nucleotides long. RefSeq names its product ankyrin repeat and SOCS box containing 15 (gene ASB15). Gene Ontology annotation, cellular component: cytoplasm. Gene Ontology annotation, molecular function: protein binding. The record is from RefSeq and is a predicted model, not a curated record. Lineage: Eukaryota; Metazoa; Chordata; Lepidosauria; Squamata; Lacertidae. Gene Ontology annotation, biological process: intracellular signal transduction.